Messenger RNA from Lindgomyces ingoldianus, 567 nucleotides. RefSeq lists its product as uncharacterized. The record is from RefSeq and is a predicted model, not a curated record. Bases 1 to 567 code for a protein of 188 amino acids. The transcript is spliced from 5 exons. Lineage: Eukaryota; Fungi; Ascomycota; Dothideomycetes; Pleosporales; Lindgomycetaceae.
AUGUCAUCCUCCCCACCACGACCCUCGCCCCGCAAUAUCAACCCCAAUUCCAGCUCUUCCCCAGCUCCUUCCUCCCCUCCUACCGCGCACCCCCUGCGCUCCUCGGCGCUCCUAGCCAAUCCGAUUCAACGCGCCUUCCUAAUCACUGACGGUGGACUGAACCAACUCGUCACGCGACAAGAAGCACGGUCUUUCUUCGAAAUGGGGUAUACACCGCGGGACCCCGAGACCCGAGUGCCUGUGGAUGUAGGAGGGACAGAUGUACCGAGGUAUGCGGAGGGGGAGGGCGCGUUUGUGAGGGAGGAGGAUGUUAUAAGGGGGUUGUUGGGAAAUAUGUUGAUUAUUUCGGUAGGGGAGGAGAGUCAGAGAGAGGGGAAGGGGGGGAAUGGGGGGAUGAAUGGUGCUGGCCCGAAGGAUGAUGGGGAGGGUAGGGGUGGAGGAGAGCGGCAAAAGGACGGGAGAAGUUCUAUCAUGUCUGAAUGGACAGAUUCUAUUCUCACUCAUGGGAGGGAUUACAUGGAAGACAAUAAUACAUUAGCAUGCUGUUUUACCGUCUCCCUCCCCUGA